AUGUCUCACUGCAGAUAUUCGUGCAGUUGCAGCGCUCCGUACACCGGAGGACGCUGUGAGACCGAGAUCAGCGUCUGUACACCGAGCCCGUGUCAGAACGGAGGUGUGUGUAAACCCAUCGGGAACGCCUUCAUCUGCAGCUGCAAGAGAGGAUACACCGGCGGGACCUGUGAAGAGGACGUGAACGAGUGUGAACGCGAGCUGUGUGAGAACGGCGGUGUGUGCGUCAACACUUUCGGCUCCUUCUACUGUAACUGCACGCCGGGUUUCGUGGGCAGCGCUUGCUCUGUUCGUCCUGUGCUUGUUCCGGAUAUGCAGGCUGGCCACGCCUACGUCGGGAAGGAGGAGCUUAUCGGCAUCGCCGUGGUGCUCUUCCUCAUCCUCAUCCUCAUCCUACUAUUCAUCGCCUUUCGGAAGAAGGUCUUCCAGAAGAGCUAUUCCCGGAAUAACCUUUCCAUGGUUCAGGAUCCGGCUACGGCCGCCUUGCUGCACAAAGCCAACGGUGGCCACUAUCCGCCGCUACGCUGCGCCAUCGGAGAGCCAAUCAGCUUGUACAUGGAAGGAAGUCUGUCUGGCCCUCCUCAGGUUCCCGUCCGGCCGAUGGCGUACACGCCGUGUUUUCCCGGAGACGCUCGGGGAACCCUGGAGAAACGGCCAGGGGACAGCCGAGGCCCAGAGCUGACGGAAAUGAGCACGUUCCAUCCGUCAGACUCGCCGCGGAUUCUGGGCGGGACCAACAGGAGGGGCGUGGUCGUGUGCAGCGUGGCGCCAAAUUUGCCACCAGUUUCACCCUGCCGGUCUGACUGUGAUUCCCUACGGAAGAGUCCCUGGGAAGAGGAUGGGAAAGUGGAUUUGCUGGAAGAGGUCACAUGUUUCUCUGGCAGUAACAAGGGCAGCAACUCGGAGGUCCAGUCGCUGAGCUCCUUUCAGUCUGAUUCCUGUGAUGAUAACGCUUCCAUAGUGACGGUAAUUCGGCUGGUCAAUGAUGCAGUCGACACGAUUGAGAAUGAAGUGUCCGUUAUGGAUCAAGGUCAAAACUUCAACAGAGCAUACCACUGGGACACUUCUGAUUGGCUGCCGAGCACACGCUUACCAGACAUCGAGGAAGUCCCCACCUAUGAGACGGGUGAAGUGGGCGUGGCCUUAGAAUCUGACUAUUACCUUGGCGGAUUCGAUAUCGAUAGCGACUACCCGCCUCCUCAGGAGGAGGAGUUUAUGUCCCAGGACCAGCUGCCUCCGCCCCUUCCCACUGAGGAAUACGACACCUCACCCGCCAAUCAACCUGUUUCCAGGGAGAGCACUCUGAGCGGGGACCGCAAGCCCCGCCCACACUUUCACCCCAGCCAAUACCUGCCUCCGCAUCAGCUGCCACUCGGCUCUGCGGGGGAGGAGUUUAGCACUUUUACAAGCAGGGAGGAGCGUCUGUCCGUCAAUGCCUCCUCUGCCUCCGACGUAUCCUCUGUGCCCUGCGGGUUUGAAGACUCUGAGACGGGAGGAAGCUUGGAUAGUUUGGAGGACACGCACAUGCACCCACAUACACAGCAGACUGAGGUCUGACACUCCACCUGCCAACUACAGACACAGUUAGUGACGUCAACAGGACGUGUUUUCCCACAUAAAAGACACUAAACUCUUCGUCUGUCUAAGUUGUAAGACAGAUUCGGUCUGAAGACUAACUCUCAGUGCUGCCCUCUGCAUGAGCAGCUCAAAUAUAAAAGCACAGGAAGUGGAACCGGAAGUGAUGUCAUGGUUGGGGACCAGACGAUUAAAGCAACAAGAAGCGUCAUAUUAAACGGAGACCAAUGAUCUGUAGACAUGUUUUCAGAAAUCGCCUGGUGCAUUUCAUUGUUUCUUCCAGUUCCUGAUUUGUUUGGUGCUGUGUUUGAAAUCUGGAUCUGUCCUAAAACCUAGUGAGCCGCCUACCUAGACGAGAUUUUGCUACCUUCUAAGCUACAAAUUGUACGUUUAAAUAUUUUUUUUUAGAAUUGCAUAAAAUUAAAUCCUUUCUAGUUACAUAUUUUAGAUUAUUAAUGCAAGAACUAAACUUACAUCUACAUAGAAUAGAGAAUGACAAUCAACAAUAAUGACAAUAAACAAAAUACUAAAAGUAAUAGAAAAAAAAUUAUAUACAAAGCUAUUACAUUUUAUUUGUGUUACACUUUUUUCUAUUAUUUAUGCAGAAACAAAACUUAGAAUUACAUGCAAUGAAGUAUGAAAAAAAUAUAUACUAAUAGUUAUACCAAACCUGCUGUAAGUAAAUACAAAACAAUACAUAUGUUUUGUUUAAAUUCAGUUUAGAUAUUUUUAUUUGAAUUGUAUAAAGUGACGUCAUUUGUACUUAGACUUUUUUUAUUUAUGCAUAAACAAAACUAAGAAUUGCGUACAAUAAACCUAAAUUAAAAUUAGAAUUUUAAAUACAGCAUAAAUAAAGUAGUAGCUCACAUAUACAACCCUGAAUGCAUUGUAAAAGAAAAAAAACCUUAUCCAAGAUGAAGAGAUAUACUCAUUUAAUUCAGAAAAAUAUUAAUAAAAAUAAUGUAAUUUAAAAAUGACUUUUAGUUAUGCAAUAUUUGUGUAAGUUCAUACACAUUUUUCAAACUCUACUGAAAUCAAAUGUGACUCAAGACUCAAAUUAAGCUAAAAAUAAAUCAAUAAACCAGCCUAAGGGGGUCUUCAGGUCUUAGCUGGUUUAAACUGGUUCAACUGUUUUCCCAGCAAGCAGAUGUUUAGCUAAUGUUUCCCAAAUGCCCAAACCCCUUCUAAAACCAUCCAAAAAGUCCAGCUUGGCCAGGCUGGGAGACCAGCCAACCACCUUAGGCUGGUUUCAGCAGUUUUUUGUGUUCAGCGGGGGGGCGCUUUGCAUCAAACUUGGCAGUUGAGUUGCUUUCUUUGUAAACCGUUCCAAAUCGCUCACUUAUAAGGGUCCAUUUGAGUUCGGAUGCCACCUUAGAAGGCAGCUCACUAGGUUUUGCAGCCGAUCUUUUCUGUGUGCACAGGUGGACAUAUAUAUGAAACCGUUUUCUAUAAACAGUCAAAAAGCACACAAGUUUUAUGUAUCUUCCCAAUUUUUUUUUUUUUUUAUAAAUCAUUUACUUUUUUGCACUAAACUGAUGGAUAUGUUCAGACUUACAGCGGCCCUGUCUAAAAUAAUCCUGUCAUGUCACAUUUAAGGCCCUGGACUGGUAGCAGCGUCGUCUUUUGUGUGAAGCAUUAGUGGGUCCUGAAUAGCACUAUUUUUCAAGCUGAUCGUUUUAGACGAGCGUUUUAAAGGAACGUGGGCAACUCUCUUCUGUAGCUUACGUCUCCUCUUUUUUUUGUCUUGUCAAAACAUCACGGUAACAUAUCAGAAAGCCAUAAGCAGAAGAAUAUCAUCAAUAAUGUUUGUGUUCGCAGGCACUUACAAUGCAAGAAUGACACAUGCCUGUAGCACGCAGUCCAAAAACCUCAUCCGGUUCUCAACCGACCCAAACCAGAGAAAAUAGUGGAACGAGAGAGCGAAAGCAAUAACGGCAAGUCAGAAAGAAGGAAAUGCCAAGUCCUGAAACGGAAUACUGAAUAAAAGAUGCAGGGAAAGAAAAUGUAAAGAAAGUGAAAAUCAAUAAAAUAUAAAUCAAAAUGAGAACGAGGGAGGAGAGAGAGAGACGGAGACGUGAUACUGUGGACCAGCUUUGGAUUGGAAAGGCGUAUAGGCCUGAAGGGAACAGGACUGAGAUGUUUGGCGUGAGCUGAUUUCAGAGCUUGCACUGUCAUUUUGAAUGCCAUUGGGCGGAGCGUUUUUUGUAAAAGCUGUAAUUUUGACGGCAAUUGUUGUACAGUGUAUAUACGUAAGUUGUUCAAAUGCAGAUUUUGUAGAUAUUGAACUGCAAUCAUGGCAGGGUUUGUGCACCCAGCAGAUGAAAAGGACAAACACGCAAACUCACGUACUUUCACUGGCAUUUUUAACAGAUUUUUUUGCAGCUGCUUUUAACCUUUUUUCAGAAUAUGUUUCUCCGCCCCUUUUUUUAAAUUGUAUUUUUGUUUCCAUUUCACCGUGUUUAUAUUCUAGAAAAGGGAAUUCCUCUACUCCUGAUGGAUUUGCGCAGGGAGUUUAUUUUUAUUCAUUUGUUUGUAUUGUUUUAAUUUCGUCUUUGAUUCGUUUUGUUUUGUUGACCGUGUAAAACAGUAUUAAAACAUGCUUGUUAUACUGUA
Messenger RNA from Carassius gibelio (silver crucian carp), 4188 nucleotides. Its product is annotated as protocadherin Fat 3-like. The record is from RefSeq and is a predicted model, not a curated record. Gene Ontology annotation, molecular function: calcium ion binding. The transcript has 7 exons. NCBI's taxonomy places the organism in Eukaryota, Metazoa, Chordata, Actinopteri, Cypriniformes, Cyprinidae. Gene Ontology annotation, cellular component: plasma membrane; protein-containing complex. Gene Ontology annotation, biological process: establishment or maintenance of epithelial cell apical/basal polarity; heterophilic cell-cell adhesion. Bases 1 to 1557 code for a protein of 518 amino acids.